UAUUGAAAAAAAUAUGAUUUUCUAAAAAAAAAAAAAAAAUGAAACCAUUGAUGAAAAAAAUGUGCAAAAUCAAUAAAACAAAUUAAAAUAAAUAAUAUUGUAAGGGGGAGCUACAACAAAAUGGCAUUUGUGUAAAUUUUUCCAAAGAUAAGACCUUUUUCUUACCUAUCAUCACUAUAUAUACCUCUGAUUUCGCACUAUACCAAUAUCUUCAACCUUAUCCAUUUCUAUUGUCGCUCAAAAUCAUUCGCAAAACACAAAAAAUAUCCCAAUUUCUCAAUCCCUAAAAAUAUCUCCAUAACCAUGGAUGUGCUUCAUCCUCAAAAACCUCCUCAGUCAUCAAGAUUAAACCCUAACGCUCCCGUUUUCAUCCCUAUGAAAUCCUACCAAACGAUCGAAGAUUUCUCCGAUCAGUGGUGGGAGCUUGUUCACUCUUCUCCCUUCUUCCGUGACUACUGGCUUCAAGAUUGCUUCGAGGACGUUGACGAUGGAGUUUUCGAUCCUUCUGAUGAUCUUGAUCUCCCUGAUUUCGAUGAUCUCUUCGAUCAAGAUCUCCAGAAUCAUGAGAUGAAAAUGGAGGAGCAAAAGAAGAAAGGAAAUAAGGAUUUGAUUUCAAUGGCGGCGUUGAAAUGGAGUGAAUCUGGAGGUAGAACAAUGGAAGCGCCGAGGAUGUUCGAGAAAGUUCCGAAGAUUGUGAAGGGAGUCAAAUUGAGUCCGAGGACGAUUCACCAACCGCGUUAGAGUUACAUGGGACUGAGUUAAUGACUAAGAGUAGGACUACUUCUGCAUUGUUCUUUGAUUUUCUGGUUCUUGCUGUUAAAUCCUCAUUGUAUAGGAGAGGUCUAGAGGAUAAGUAUGUUUAGAAUUUGUGACUUUGAAUUGAUGUUCUUUUCUAUAUGCUUUAGAUUUAGAUCUAGGAUGGAAGAGUAGUCGUUAUGUUUGUAAUUUGUAGUUCUACUCUUGUUUCAAUUGAACAAAAUUAAAAAUGGGAAAAUUGAAAAAUUUUAGAAUA
Messenger RNA from Amaranthus tricolor (Joseph's coat), 1012 nucleotides. RefSeq names its product protein EARLY RESPONSIVE TO DEHYDRATION 15-like. The transcript has 2 exons. Bases 304 to 741 code for a protein of 145 amino acids. The record is from RefSeq and is a predicted model, not a curated record. NCBI's taxonomy places the organism in Eukaryota, Viridiplantae, Streptophyta, Magnoliopsida, Caryophyllales, Amaranthaceae.